Oncorhynchus tshawytscha (Chinook salmon) is the source of this 3334-nucleotide messenger RNA. Its product is annotated as probable 2-oxoglutarate dehydrogenase E1 component DHKTD1, mitochondrial. Bases 316 to 2568 code for a protein of 750 amino acids. Lineage: Eukaryota; Metazoa; Chordata; Actinopteri; Salmoniformes; Salmonidae. Gene Ontology annotation, molecular function: oxoglutarate dehydrogenase (succinyl-transferring) activity; thiamine pyrophosphate binding. The record is from RefSeq and is a predicted model, not a curated record. The transcript is spliced from 17 exons. Gene Ontology annotation, biological process: tricarboxylic acid cycle.
AGAUCAUGGUCUCAUGCGCCUGGUGGAGGCAUACCGAGCACAUGGACACAAGGCUGCUAAAAUUAACCCUCUACUGCCAGAGGACCCUGUGGAGGACAAGGACCCCUCAACACAUCUGGACUGCGUCACUUUGGUAAGGCUGAGGCGUCAGUGGAGGAGGUGCUUGCCUACCUGGAGGGGGCCUACUGUGGCCGCAUUUCCAUAGAGACCAGUCAGUUGACCAGUCUGGAGGAAAGGGAGUGGCUCGCCGACCGCUUCGAGGAGUUUAAGAAGGAGACAUUUACGGCGGAGGAAAGGAAAAAGUUGGCCAAACUCAUGCUGGAGUCGCAGGAGUUUGAUAAUUUCCUGGCAAACAAGUUUUCCACGGUGAAGCGUUACGGUGGUGAGGGAGCAGAGAGCAUGAUGGGGGUGUUCUAUGAGAUGUUCCGCCUGUUGUCCCACAGUGGGGUGACGGACAUCGUCAUGGGGAUGCCUCAUCGCGGGCGACUCAAUCUCCUCACGGGGCUGCUUCAGUUCCCACCAGAGCUGAUGUUCCGUAAGAUGUGUGGCCUCAGUGAGUUCCCAGCGGACUCUCCCUCCAUCGGUGACGUCCUCUCCCACCUUACCUCCUCUGUAGAGCUGGAUUUCGGUGCUGCCCACCUCCUCAAAGUGACCAUGCUGCCCAACCCCUCCCACUUGGAGGCCAUCAACCCAGUCACCCAGGGGAAGACCAGGGCCCGGCAGCAGCUCAAAAAGGAGGGAGACUACUCACCAGACGAGAACGCACAGCCUGGGAAUAAAGUCGUAUGUCUCCAGGUCCAUGGGGAUGCCUCAUUCUCGGGUCAAGGGAUUGUUCCAGAGACAUUCACCAUUUCACUACUCCCCCACUUCAGAGUCGGUGGGAGCAUCCACCUCAUUGUAAACAACCAAGUGGGUUAUACAACUCCAUCUGCGAGAGGGAGAUCGUCUUUAUACUGCAGUGAUGUUGCUAAGAUGGUGGGCUGUGCUGUGGUCCAUGUGAAUGGUGAUGAUACGGAGGAGGUGGUGCGUGCCACACGUUUGGCGGUAGAGUAUCAGAGACGCUUCAGGAAGGAUGUCAUCCUGGACCUGCUCUGCUAUAGACGGUGGGGACACAACGAGCUAGACGAACCUGGUUUCACUAACCCUGCCAUGUACAAGAUUAUCCGCUCCAGGAAGAGCAUCCCAGAUUCCUACGCUGACCAGCUGAUCUCAGAGGGCCUGAUGACAGGGGAGGAGUGUGGUGCCAUCAGGACAGCCUACUACGGCAUGCUGAACGACAAGCUGGCCAACAUGACCUUAUACAGCCCACCACCCACCAACCUGCAGGGUCGCUGGGGAGGUCUGGAGGAGCCCCAGGCCAGAGUCACCCACUGGGACACGGGGGUGCCUGUCCCCCUGCUGCAGUAUGUAGGGGCUAAGUCUGUGGAGAUACCCGAAGAGAUCCAGCUACACAGCCACCUUGGGAAGAUGCAUGUGGCGGGUCGCCAUGUGAAGGUGGAGAAUGGAACUAAUCUGGAUUGGUCCACUGCUGAGGCCAUGGCGUUUGGCUCUCUGCUCUGCCAAGGGUUCAACAUUCGUAUCAGUGGACAGGAUGUUGGUAGGGGCACGUUCAGUCAGAGACAUGCCAUGAUAGUUUGUCAAGACACAGAUGACAUGUACAUCCCCCUCAAUCACAUAGACCCUGAACAGAAAGGAUUCAUGGAGGUGUGCAACAGUGCCCUGUCUGAGGAGGCCGUGCUGGGCUUUGAGUAUGGCAUGGCCAUCGCCCAGCCUAAACUACUGCCUAUCUGGGAGGCUCAGUUUGGAGACUUCUUCAACGGAGCUCAAAUCAUAUUCGACACCUUCCUCUCUGGAGGCGAGGCGAAGUGGCUGCUGCAGUGUGGGAUGGUGAUCCUGCUUCCCCAUGGUUACGACGGAGCAGGACCUGAACACUCCUCCUGCCGCAUAGAGAGGUUCCUACAGCUGUGUGACAGUAAGGAGGAGGGGGUGGAUGGUGACAAUGUCAACAUGGGCGUGGUCAACCCUACGACUCCAGCACAGUACUUCCACCUGCUGAGACGACAGAUGAUACGCAACAUCCGCAAGCCGCUCAUCGUUGCUGGGCCCAAGACUCUGCUCCGAUUCUCUGGAGCAACAUCCAGUCUGGCUGACAUGGCUCCUGGAACCUCUUUCAAACCUGUGAUUGGUGACACCUCAGUCACACCAGCCAGUGUCCAGCGGGUGGUGCUGUGUUCAGGGAAGCACUACUAUGCCCUGUUGAAGCAGAGGGAGGCAUCCGCAGCCACUCAGACCACUGCACUGAUCAGACUGGAGGAGCUGUGUCCCUUCCCUCUGGAAGCCCUGCAGCAGGAGCUCACCAAGUACACCAAUGCCAAUGAGUUUGUCUGGAGCCAGGAGGAGCCCCAGAACAUGGGCCCCUGGUCCUUCGUGGCCCCUAGGUUUGAGAAGCAGCUGGCCUGCAAGCUCCGGUUGGUGAGUCGGCCUACUCUGCCCGCCCCGGCUGUGGGCAUCGGAACGCUCCACCACCAGCAGAAUGAGGCCAUCCUCACUGCCACCUUCUCCUCUUGAGCCACCGGGCCCCAAGAUGGCUGCUCCCGUGGGCCCCAGAAUGGAUGCACCCUCCCUCCCUCCAGUAAAACCACAUUUACAUCUCUUCUCUAGCCUGGACUUCCAGGCUGAAUUUAUCUGUUUCACAUUUGUUUCACUCAACUUUCUAUGAAUUGGUGAGAUGAAACAAUAAUGAGUCCAGGAUCUCUUUUCUUCCUGUAUGUUUAAAUGUUCUCAAAAACACUAGUGCUAAAGGCUGCUUCUUCAAUGUGGAGGGGGCUUCAGGUACUGAGUGGAACAAGACUGUUUGAUGGUUUGGAAGGGCUGUUUUAUUGCGCAUUAUGAAAUGGAGCUGUAGCUGUCUAAAAACAAUGUGAUGUAAAUGGUCUGAGAUUGCAUUGUAAAGCAACUCAAUAUUGCCCUGAGUGUUCAUUUUUAUUGUAAAAUUGAAUUUUUAAUUCUUAAUGUUUUUAACUUAAUGCAAAAGUUAGAUUCACAUGCAAUAUGAUUGCAUUCAAUUUACUGUACUGAAAGAAAAAUAGAAACGCAACAUGCAAGAAUUUAAAAGAUUUUACAGAGUUACAGUUCGUAUAAGGAAAUCAGUCAAUUGAAAUAAAUUCAUUAGUCCCUAAUCUAUGGAUCUCACAUGACUGGGAAUACGAUAUACAGCCGUUGCUCACAAAUACCUUAAAAUAAAAAAUGUAGGGGCAUGGAACAGAACCAGUCAUUAUCUGUUGUGACCUCCAUGUGCCUCAUGCAGCGCGACAUCUCCUUCACAUAGAGUUAA